Messenger RNA from Cornus florida, 1130 nucleotides. RefSeq names its product transcription repressor OFP8. Lineage: Eukaryota; Viridiplantae; Streptophyta; Magnoliopsida; Cornales; Cornaceae. The record is from RefSeq and is a predicted model, not a curated record. The transcript has a single exon. The coding region runs from base 219 to 1130 and encodes 303 amino acids. Gene Ontology annotation, biological process: negative regulation of DNA-templated transcription.
UUCAUGUUUGAAAUUUCUCAAUAAAAACAAAAAAGAAGACAAAAACAGCAAAAAGACCUGUAGUCAGAACUUUAAAAAUACCAUCAAUUUAAGACUCUUCUAAAGUAAGUUUCUUUGUACUUAUAUAUACAUACCCUAUUACUUAACUCCGCCACCUUCCUCUUCAAAAUAAAUCUCUCUCUCUCUCUAACCUGCCCCUCUCUUUCUCUCUCUCUACAAUGGAGAACCGGUUCAAGCAACGAGUCUCUCGCUUGUUCCGUUCAUCAUUCGGUUCAUGUCGGUCUCGAAACAUAUCGGACGUCAUGGACCGACCCGUUUUCGUCUCCCAAAACCCCCCACACUCCCAACUCGGCGAACUCUUUUCUCCAAAGCCGACUCGUCCAUUUCCUUCCAUUUGCAGAAACAAAUGUUCCCAAACAGUGAAAUCUGUAGAAAACAGCUGUAUUGUAGCUAAGGAGCUCUUUCCCAGAAGUAAAGUCUCGGACAGAAAGUCCCUGCUCUUUCCGGCCGACGUCGACGGCCGUAAAUGCCCACCUGUUUCACCCAUUUCGCCUCUGCACACAUUCUACGACUUCAAAUCUUUCGAAUCAUCAAAUCCCAAAGAGAAAAGAUCGAGAGAUGCGAAGAACAAGAAGAAGAAGAAGACCCAUGUGAGGAGCAAAAAGGGUGACAAAGUUCAAUUUGACGCUUUAGUGGCGGACAAUUAUAGUAGAUGGUUUAGCAGCGACGGCGAUGAAGAGGAAGACGACGAUGAGACGACCCUCUUCUCCUCAAAAUCUCUAUCUUCCGACUCAUCUGUCAACUCCUUUUGCCGGAAAAAACCCAGUCGCCGCCCCAAACCGUCAGCCAAUCGACAGAGAAGAUCUCAAAGGAAGGAGUCUGAAACGGGUGUAGUGACGUUACAGGGGAAGGUUAAAGAUAGCUUGGCGGUGGUGAAGCGUUCGAGUGAUCCUUACAAUGAUUUCAGGACUUCUAUGGUGGAAAUGAUUGUGGAAAGACAGAUCUUUUCGACCAAGGAUCUGGAGAAUUUGUUGCAGUGUUUUCUAUCGUUGAACUCGUAUCAUCAUCACAGGGUCAUCCUUGAAGUGUUCACAGAGGUUUGGGAAGCUCUGUUUUCUGACUGGUCUUAG